Molecule: messenger RNA, 842 nt
Organism: Actinia tenebrosa (Australian red waratah sea anemone)
Lineage: Eukaryota; Metazoa; Cnidaria; Anthozoa; Actiniaria; Actiniidae
Source: RefSeq, a predicted model, not a curated record
UUUCUUUUCCUCCUGAUUGGCCCGUAUUGAUUACUUAUUUCAGAGUCACUGAGAGGACUAUUCCAGUCACUCUUUGUCUAAAGACCAAACUAAACGCUACGUAGAAACUACGAGAAAGCAGGUUAAAUCACCCAAAACCAUGAUGAACGUCGUGAUUCACUUCUACGUGGUCCUUGUUUUCGUUUGUGGUAGCCACGCCUUGCCAAAGAAAGAAAAGCUCAAUGACAGUAACCUGAAUACUUGUCUUUUUGACUGUGGACGCUGUGUGGGAAUCCUUGGGGAGGAUAAAUAUAAACGCGAUGCUUGUAUGGAAAAGUGCGAGGAAACGAAUGGAGCCAGCAGAGAUCCUGACUGUAAAAAUUCGGAUUUCGUGAAAGUUGAUAAGUUGGAUGCAUGUCUUAAUGCUUGUGCACACUGUACGUUUAUCCAUGGGAAGAGUGUUUAUAUAGGCGGUGCUUGCUUGAAAGAAUGUAGGAAAACGAAAGGAGAGAGCAUCGAUCCUGAAUGUAAAAAUCCAGAGUUCCUUAUGACUGAAAAAGAGAGGGAGUGUCUUGCUAGUUGUAAAGAGUGUUGUUUGGAAGAUUACGAAAAUUAUAAUCACGUUAUUUGCAGGUCAAAGUGCAGGUAUACAAAAGGAGCUAGCAAUGAUCCCGACUGCACAAAGUUCCAAAGGAAAUCCGGGAAGAAACAUGGCAUUAAUCGAAAGAAUUCGUUUUUACACAGAAAUAAGAACCUAUUUAAGAACCUAGAUUACCUGAGUAGGUGUGGAUGAGAAUAAAUYGUAAAUCAAUAUAUUUAUCGUGAUACACGGAAUCUUUCAAUGUAGAAAUGUAGUAAUAAAG